Molecule: messenger RNA, 348 nt
Organism: Fukomys damarensis (Damara mole-rat)
Lineage: Eukaryota; Metazoa; Chordata; Mammalia; Rodentia; Bathyergidae
Product: enhancer of rudimentary homolog
Exons: 2
Source: RefSeq, a predicted model, not a curated record
AUGAGAGUUGGCAAUGGCUGCAGCAGAGAGUUUGGCGCAACGUCUCACACUAUUUUGCUAGCACAACCUACCAAGAGGCCAGAAGAUGGAGCUUAUGCUAACUGUGAAUCUGUUCAUGAAUGCAUGGAAUGUGCUGAAGAACAUCUGAACAGAAUGAACCCCAGCAGCCCCUCUAUCACAUAUGAUAUCGAUCAGUUGUUUGAUUUUAUUGAUGGUCUGGCAGGCCUCAGUUGCCUUGUUCACUGAGCUGAUACUCAGGCAUAUUAGCCUUGUAACAAAGACUGGAUCAAAGAGAAGAUCGACGUGGUCCUUUCCCAGGCCCAACAUGCUGGAAAAUCAUUGAGUUAG